GAUCAGCAGCAACAGAAUGAGACGGAGAGAGAGAUAGAGUGGUAAAGAAUCGGAGGAGAGCUCUACUGAGCACUAAAGGACUACCACACAGGAGUGAUACACACACAGAACCAGGGCAAGACAGAAGCAUGCGGACCAAAGGGGAUGAUAAGAAAAGGUAAGUGACUAAGAAAGCAAGAGCAAAGAUAUUUGUUAAAAAAUAACACUGAGUGUAUAUGUAGUUAAGUGUAUGUGUGUGUGUGCGUGUGUGUGUAUAGGGGAGUGAUAGCAUAAAAGCCUAACAUGUUUUCUUCUCGCGCUGUUAUGGCCAUUUGAGGAAUGUUUCUGGUCUGGUAGCCCAAGGCAAAUACUUUAUUUUUCAAAGAUGCUCAUUCAAGAUUUAAGGUUUUGAAUGAAGGUAACUGGUUUUAUGGAAGGAGGCACCAGAGAGCUAACUGGAGUGCAGGAAAAAAAUCCAUAGGUUAAACCUCUGGGCUACAUAGAUAAACAUACAAACAAACAAUCCAAAAAACACACAAAUUUUGGCUUGGUGGAUGUCUCAUUCCUUACAGAGUCAGUCGUCUGCUAAAAGUGUAUUUAUAUAUCAGAUGGUCUAUCUGUUUUAUGGAAACCUUAUAAGUGUAUUUUCGCAAAAAAGGAAGAAAAAAGUAGUAUGAUCACUGCAUUAGUAUCGACAGCAGAUACGCUGUGUGUGUGUGUGUGUGUGUGUGUGUGUGUGUGUGGCAGGUGAGUAAUCCCAUCCAUCUGUCACAGUAGGAUUUGAUUCACAUGAAUACGUCUGUGUGUGCUUAAGUGAGUGUGUUUCAUAAUGCAAUAUUAAUUACAAGUUUUCCUUUAACAACGAUUCCGAACAUUCCUGUGUGUUUAUGGGAAUACGUGUGUGUCUUUGCUGCCCGACUAAUAUUAAAAGCCUCUGAACCAAUCAUCGGGACAGCUAGUGUAGCUUUAAUGUGGGAUUAUAAAGCAAUAACCCUUCUCUUUAUACACUAAUGCUGACCUCAUGCAUCUGUGUUUGUGUGUAUGCGCGCGUUUGUUUUAAAACGAUCAAAUCUGUAUACAGACAUCUCAAACUGAGACAGUGUGGAUUUAUGUGACCUGUGUGCAAAAUUUAUAUAACCUCAUAACAUAAAUCAGGAUCACAAUCUGUGCAUAUCUGUAUGUGUGUGCGUGUGUGUAUGUGUUACACUAUCACACAGUCCAGUCUUUCACUUGCACAAACACAUCAACAAGUUGAAAAAUGAAAAGAAAAAUAAUGUUGUUUCUAGUCCUACAGCGACAUGUCUACAGGGCUACAGCAAAAUAACCGCACUUGUUGAAUAAAUUUAUUAAAUUUAAAUUACUCGCUUUUACUGCUGUGUGGGAUGUUUAGCCAAAAACAGUUAAUUGUACUCUGUUGUGAGUCAUUAUUGUUGCUGUAGAAGGGAAUCUGUUUUCAGUUUGACUUUCUUGACUGCUUGCGCAAUAUUUGAACUCCUCCUCCCUCUAUGUAUGCUGUGUUUCCUCUGCCAUAAGCUACUGCACAACCCUAAACAAGAGUCAUUCCAGCUAACAAGGUGUUCUUUUCAUCAAAUGCUGCUCCUUUCUCCACACAUGCCUUCGAUAACUGCAGCCAAACAGCUCAAUUUGAACUUCAUCUGUCUUCGGUACUUCCUUCCAAAUUGAGACUGACUUAUUCAGAUGUUAUUUUGCAUACUUAAGAUGCUGAAUUUGUUGUGAGAAUGAAGGACGUUUUCCCCGUUCUGCCUUCUCUACAUGGGUACUGUUUGUGCAUCAUGUCUGCACAUGGAAACAGUGCAUUUCUGCUGCGGCACCGUCCUGUAGGCCUUUUGUUGCCAUGUGUUGGUUUUGCUUUUCCUUUUUGCCCAGCAUGUACAGAUUUAUAAAAUAAAAAAGUUUUCUUGAUUUUUAUAAAUUUUGCAUUUUCAUUACCGCUAUUUCAGAAAGUGGAAUUUUCAAGCUGGUAGUUUGUUUUUUGUUUUUUUAGAAAAGAGUUUUUGUCAAUAUUCAGACAAGUAUUACUAUUCUAACAUCAUUAGUCACUGACAUUGGAAAACACUUGUUUAACCUAAGUUAAACACCUUAAGUAAAACUUAUCUUAAAAAAAAAAAUGCCCUAUUCACCUAAAUGAAAUAAUAAAUAUGUCAAAGACAAGCUGGGACUCUUUUGGGUCUUUUAUGAAGGGCCAAAAGCCACCGCUUAAAGGAACGGGGUGCAUUGGAUUUCUAAACAGCAUUCAAACUCAUAAGUAAAAGUAAAAUGUAAUUUUUCAGAUCACCAGUCAGCCCUGGUGUUACCAUGAAAUCUGAAAUAGAGGAUCAAUGAAUCAAGAAUGAAUCAAGCUCUGGACUCCCAAUGAUGAUUCUUUCUAUUGAGUCAAUUAAAGUCUAAUGAACCGCUGAUGUUAUGAAACCUUAAAAGCACAAAGAUGACCAAGCACACAUGACAGAGCAGCAUAUUAUCAGUUCGUGAAAAGUUAAUAAGCAGAUAAAACCCCCUGAAAACCACAUCCAUAUUUGAAUAAAACCCAAUUUUUAUCUCUGUUUUCUGCAGUGGUUGCACUCAGUUCUUCUCACUUUAACAUAAUAUGCAAUAUUUUCAGGAGUGUCCAAAUUUUAGCAUGCCACUUUACAAAGAGCCUGUCAUGGUUAUUAGGAAUGCACCAGAAUGUUGCUAAGGCUUUUCUCUGCUCUUGUUCUGGGAAAAAUAAUAAUGAAUAGCUGAUGUGUGAAGGCAGGAAUUUGAUUCAGGACCAAUGAAAUCUUUCUCGAAGAUUCUUGAAUAUUUUCAACAAUGUGCUUUAUGAAUUCAUAUUCUUUAUUUACAUAUAAACAUGUUUUCUUUGCAUAUGUCUAGGCCUGAUUUGUUUGUAACACUCCUGAGUUGGACUUCAUUUAUUUGGUAAUAACUUCUAACUUGUAUAAACUUAUACAGAAAGUAAUUUAUGUGUCUAGUAGUAAAUGCACAAAUACAGGUUCACAUAUUGGAAACAACUUUAGUACAGGAAUUACAUCUAAAAUUAUACACUGAGAAAACCUAAUCAGUAGGUAGCUUUAAACUACAUUGACUUUUAUCACAUUCAGUGUCUGCAGGUUCACAAAUAAUGGAGAGAAAGAAAUAAGACAUAAAAAAAGAAAGAAGAAAUAAAAAGAAAGAAAUAAAGAAAUAAAGGUUCAGUCAGUCGACAGGAAGACAGAAAGAGGAAUCCAAAGAAGUAUGUACUGGCAUGCACAGAUGAAGUUAUAUGUGUGUGUGUCUGUGCAUCUGUCAGUGCAUCCGCACGUGCAUGUCAGUGACACUUUAGCCGCUCUGCUAACCAGACACACUGUGAACAAGUGAUGAGAAACAGAUGAGAUGCGGUGAAAGACAAAAGGACACAAAAGUCAGAAUGGUGGGAAGAUGGAUGUGUGAAAGGGAGCGAGGGCAGCAGGGGCAACAAGAUGAAGAGAUGAGAGGAGGAGGAAUAGAUUAGGGGUUAAUGAUGGAGAUAUUGGAUGGGAUGUGCAGGCAGGAUGAGUGAUAUCGAAGAGAAGAGAACAAUGAGAUGAUAAAAAGAGUACAAAGACAAAAGGUAGUAAUCAGGAUGACGACAGGUGACCAAGGGGAAAAGAAAGGUGACUGGAGAAAAAAAUGCUCAGAGAGAGAAGAGUACACAGUAAAAGCCAAAAUGUAAACCUCUGAUGAUAUCACACCCUAUUAGCUACACUGAUAAGAUUUUUAUGUAGUAGUGCAUCUGUGGCGUCUCCUCUAACUCAAACACUUUGUUUUCCCCUCUUAGCUGACUCGGUCUAGUUUUCCACUCUAUCAUGUUUAUCUCCUAUUAUUAAGUAUUUGGUGCUAAAUAUCUCAUAAAUAUGCUGUUUUCCUUUGGUUUCUCUGCCCCGCUGCUCAACCAGCAAACAUUACUCCAGCAGACAACAAAACAAAUGAAUUAAAUCGCCAGAUGGAUUUGUCAAUAAUGUGCUCUUGGUCUGUAAUGUAUUGCAGCCCUUUUCUUAUUAUAGGUUCCUAACAGGUUAUAAAUAAGCUUACAGCAUUAAAACCGAAUUGACUUUUUUUUCCUCUGGGGUCUUUCUGACUGGAAAAGAACAUUGCUUUGAAUUAUUUCCUAUUUGUUGCCACAUACACGAGGAGUAAGGGCUGAAAGGGCUACAAGUUUUUAAUAAAAUCCAUUGUUAUGAGAUCAGUUUUGUUUUUCCCACUUUGUGUCGUCGUGCCGUGCCUUUUGAUUGGGGUUGCACCACGACCGAAGGUAGACAUGUUUAAACAUCAAUACGAACCCUUUCAUUCCUCUACUAGAGGGAGUCCCUGAGAAAGAAAAAAAGACUGUAAUGACUUACAGUGUCUGUUUACAGUGUUCAUGCACUGAACAGACUAAAACCCUUCAGAUUUACUUUCAAUUAGUGACAUUGUUUGCCUUAUCUGAGUUUCUUCUUAGACAGACGUGCGGGGAAGUCUGCCUCUCAGUUCUCUGUUUAAUUUAUUUUCUGCUUCUGCUUAAUUUAUGCAUCUCUGAUUCCAAACAUGCAGAAACAAAAACACACACACACAAACGCAAAGUACAUAUACACAGAGUUUGUCCAAUGUAAAUUUUUCAUGAACAUUCAGUACACAGGGCGCCGCAGAGCAUUUUCCAUUUUCCUGUUGUUUGUGAAGUGGUUGGGAUUUGAGUUUGUCUAUAAAAACCCCAAUUAAGUCCUCUUUUGCAUCUUUUUUGUGUUGCUUGGAGAGCAACAGUGACCACAGUUUGCACUGCAUACCUUUAAGAGGAACCUGAGUAUCUCAGUUACUCUCUCAUUAAUAUUACGCACAAUCUUCCCAAAACAAUUCUUCACUUAGACCCUUACUUGCUGGCUUAGUGAAAUGUUUGGCUUUUUGUGUAUGAACAUUAGCCUUUUGUGACUUCCCUCUUUCCAGUUGAGAUGCUAAUUUAUGGGCACUGUUCCUAAAAAAUACAGCUGCUCUCAAUUAAAAUGCAGAAUGACAACGGCUGCAGAAUCAGCUGUGUAUAUGUCCUUUUUUAUUUUGAUGAUUAAUACCGGAUUCAUUUUUCUAUGAGUUACCGGAAGAAGUGUUAUACUGGGACACUUAACAAAGGUGAAAUCACUAAUUAAAAAUGCAAACAAACACAAAGAGACACAGUAUGUAUAUCAUCAUAUUGAAUUUGAGGCUGACUUCACAUUUUGAAAACUACAGACAAACAGAAAAUAUAUAGGGUACAUAUAGGGUACUGUGCAUCAAACAGUAUUGUCACAAAGCUAAAGAGGAGUCCUGCAACAGACACCCCCCACAGAGCACUGAUCUCAGCAUCAUGGAGUCAGCCUGGGAUUAAACGAGGAGACAGAACACAGUAAGACAGCCCAAAUCCACAGAUGAACUGUGGCAAAUUCUCUAGGAUGCUUGGAACACACUAACUGCUUUGAAAAAUGUGAACCAAUGAGAACUGGUGUGGUUUCACGGACAAGGGCGCUCAUACUAAAUAUUGAUUGUUUUUUUCCCCCAUCUCCUGCAUUUUGAAGAAAGUUAACUGAAAAAAAAAAGAAUAUUGUGGCAAAGUAAUAAAAGCAAUGCAAGAUACUGAACAAACUUAUAUUUUUAUAUUACAAUUCUUUGAGGGGAGCUUAGUAUCUUGCUUGAUAGCUUGUCUGCUUAUUGUAGCAAAGAGUCAGAGAGAUGGUCUUACAAGGUGCUCAAAUAUUUAAAUGGCAGGUGUGGCAAUCCUAUCUCCUGCAGUUAUCCCAUACAAAAUGCCUCCGCACAGUGUUUUAUUUGAUUUAUACGUGCGAGAAUAUUAAAUGUCUAAAAAGUAUCUUCCUAUCCAAUAUAACAGUUGUAAGAAAUGGACAGAAAUUAUUUCUCAUAAAGGUCUCUGAUAGAAUAAAACUUGCAGGAGGCAGAAAAAGAAGAAGAAAGAAGAUGCAGCUCUCACCUCACUGUUCUAAGUCCCUCCCACCAGACAUAGGGCGUCCACACUAAAUAGCAGGUGUUUCACAUGGAAUAGAAAUAGGAUAAUGCUGACUUUUAAGCUUCAUGUGACAUUUAGAACCCACUCUUCUAGCUGAAAGUUUUGCGCUUAACCCACUGCAGAGCUACAUCUUACAAUGUUGCUCUUUGUUCGACUUUAUACUACGCCGGUUCUUGUCUGAACAGAUCUGUGAUCAACCAACGUCUCUCUCUGAGGAGUAGACUUGUUAAAAUCCUGAAAACAAAGCUAACAGAAAGUGAAGGAGUCUGUUUCCUCUCAGACACUUUGAAUUACAAUAUGCUGAAAGGUUAUUAUAGAUUUUUCUUCCAGUGGCACCAAAAACACAUUGCCUACCAUUUAAGUUUCAAACACAUGUUAAAUCAGAGGUGUAAGAUUAGAAAGGUUUGGCAAUAUAUAACAGAGAAAUGUUUUUGUUGCCUUGAACCCAAACAACAGUGGCUGGAGGGAAAAAAGCCUAAUGAACUGCACAAAAUGCACUGUGUGCCCCGUCUCAAAGGGCCAAUAAAGUGCUGCGUUUGUUCUGUUCUGGUGGUGAGUGGGUGAGAGAUAGUAACUGAAAGGGGUGGUGUGAUUACAGAGCAGUAAAGCAACUCUCAGUCUCCCUAAAAACGCUUGCACACACGCACACACACACACACACACACACACACACACACACACACAGGGCCUGUCAAUCGGCAGUUGAAAAAUGAGACUCACCUUGAAACGACAGGGGACUCGAUUCGCUGGAGCAUUCAGCGCUCUGUUACCACUGCAAAGGCGUGGGUGCGCACUCAUUCACAGACACAUGUAAAAAACAUGCAGGGCAUCGCUGAGACUGCCUGUGUCAUAGACAAUGCUUUAAAAGCUCAAACCCACCGACUGGCAAAUUAAACUCAUUGCAUGUAUAAACAGAUUUCAUAAAAGGCUGCACCCUGUCAAGAAACUCCCUGCGGUGUUGAAAGGCUUGUAUGGUCUGUGUGCGUGAUGACAGAUGCUCAAGCACACUUGCGGUGUUCAUUGAUUACUGGCAAGCAAUGUGUGUGGCAUCCCAGAUCUUUUUUUCUUCCUUUCCUUUAAUGUUUGUCUCUUCACACAUCCUCCUCCUUCUCCUCCAGUCUUCUGUUUUUACUUUUAUCUUUUAAAAAAGUCAUUCAGAUUAUGAAAGGAGAAACUGAUUGGAGAUUUAAAGCAACUAUAGAAAAUUAGGCCUUCACAUCUCUUCCGCUGACCCACACAUACAAAUGCUCGUGCGAGUCCUUCAUCUUGUCCACAGUUCUGCUAAUACAUCUGUUCUCUCGCUGUCAUCCCCUGGCCACCUGUCAGCCCUGCCUGUGCCGGCGUCUACCCUGUUAUCCUCUUCAGUUGCCUCCCCUUUAUCCCCCAGAUGACAAUGUUUCCUCCCUUUCUCCUCCCCGUUUAUUUUGCACAGCCAGAGGUGAAAUGUUGGUGAGAGACUACGUUUAUAUAUAAAGAACAAAGAGGAGGCGAGAGAAGCACAGAGAAAAUCAAAGGUUGCAUGACAGAGAUGGAAGAGAGGGUGCUGAGUGGGAAAGUGUGACAACAAACACAGCAAGUGAUGAAAGAGCGAUGCGAGGUUAGUGCUAUCCUUUAAGAUUUAAAAGAGGGGGAAGUGAUUGAGAAAAAGAGAAGGGUAGAGAGUCUGAGAUACACAGAGUGUGAGCUGGAUUUCUGAGGAUAUGGUGUCACUUUCUGCCUGACAUCAUGCAGGUCAGGGGUGAAGAGUCAGACUUCAAAAAGGAACACACACAAAAUGAUGAAAGUAAGAAAGAAAGAAAAAACUUGCAGCAGGUGCUCUGCUGUCUGAUGAGGCUGCUGAUGGAAAGGCAAGUCAGCUGCAGUGGAAUUACCUUUAGUUCACUCAGUCUGAAUCCCAAGACAAGCUGCUUGACAGCUCUUAUACACAAUCAAACACACAAAUGGGGACAUAUGCAUGCACAUAUGCAUCCUUCCUUUCUCUUUCUCUCUCUUUUUUGCACUCACAAACACCGGCUAGCUCUCUUCUUCUUGCUUUCCCUCUCCAUCUGUUUCUCACCACAGAAAUGCCAUCAUCAUCUGCAAUUUGUUUGUGCAAACAACGAAUCUCAGUGCUUUUCUCAUUCACCCAGUCGCUGUGCCCUGUUAAAGUUAAAGUUAAAGCUUCAGUCGUCCACUCCAGGAAAGUGAUUACCACAGUUAGCACAGUAAACAAUAAUAAGCAGUCUGGGCUGUCAAUAAUGCGAGACCCCUCCCUGGCAAUGUCACACUCCACAAGCGAAACACACUGUCAAGAUAUUUAUAUAAGUAGGAGCAAUAUGUCACUGAAACAGAAAUCCUUUGAUCUUUAAUGCCUUAUGCAGAAACCUUACAUUUCAAAGCACCACUGUCACUGAAGCUCUCAAGCAAUGCAGUGCACUGUGUGACACUUAUUGUUUUCUAUGUCUAGAAAGUUUCAGACGCAGGAUGCAGGCUGAACAGUCUAAAUUUAAACUGUUCCUUGUUCAGCACUUCAGCUCAUGGGCAAGCCCACCAGCAUCAGUAUUAAUAUUUAAUUUUUUUUAAAUGAAAACUGAAAAGAGUCUGACAACCUUAAUUACAGUUGCUGUCAGGGAAAAAGGGGGGGAAAAGGCUAAGAUGUCAAUUUUUAUUCUCCUUGUGCAGUCAAAACAGCAUGGGGUAUUAGGCUUAGGUCAUGACAGGGCAUUGGUAUGAGUGAAUGGGUACAAGCCUCUCAUUCUGAAUACAUAUGAAAUAUUAGAGUAGCAGUCAGGCUCACUGCAGUUAGGAUGUGUUACCUGUCCACUGGUGAGCACAUAAUUUUACCUGCUAUAGUGCCAGAGCCGACAAGCUGUUUUAAAACUUCUCAAAACCCUGAGAAAGAAUUCUUUACAAUAAUGAAACAAUAGAAGAUUUUUUUGUUUGUAAUCUCAUGGGUUCUUACACUAUUAGGUGAACAUGGCUAUAGCUGAUUUAUUUCUCUCUCCCUCGUUCUCUCUCUCUCUAUAUCUUUUAGUUUUUUCCACAAUUGACCGUAUACAGCAAGAAUCUGUGUGACAUGUUGCACCAGCUGGUGUAAACUAAGCCAUUCAUCUUCCCUGUGUGUGUUUGAUUACGUGUGUGUGUCUGUGUGUGUGUAUGCAGCCAGCUUUUGCACCCCACACUGGCUGAAUAGAGUGACAACGUUGUUUGUGAAGAUAGAAGAUAGAAGAAAAAACGAAGACACAAAGAUUUCAGCCUAGAUACACACACAAGCCUAAUUUCAUGGACAAAUUACCUCACACCAGCUGCAGACCAGCUUUGUGUGCGGCAGUGAGGGAUCAAAGGUGGACGGUGACUGACUUUUUAAACACAGGCGGACAAAAAGAAAUUUUCUACAAUAUAUGAGCUGGAUCUGCAACAAGUUUAAAAUGUAUUGUUGCUUGAGUUCUGUGCAGACAGCAAAUGCACUGCACUGCCAUUUAUCCUCAAGAGCCAAACUGUGUGUAAUUACAUUAGCUCAAAUUAGCAUAGCUCCAUUAGCUAAAACGAAAUAUACCAGACAAAUGUUCCUGCAUCCACUUUUCCAUGCUCUUAAAUAUAGUACCAGUUGGGUAAGUUAUUUAAAUAGCGCUCUUUUUUCUUCCUUAUCUGUCUUUUUCUUUUUGAUGUACCCUGCCCAUAUUUCCUGCAAUAGCCCAAAAUCCUGAUAUGGAAAAAAACAGUAAAUAUAAUAGAAUUCUGGCCCAGUUUCAUCAGCUAAUCGCAGUGACACAGUGCGCCACUGAAUUACACUGAGUCAGUGAUCUGAAAUGAUAAAGACUAAAUGGCUAAUUUUGCUUCUCUCCCAAUCAAUGCAAAAAUUUUAGACUAAGCAAAAUAACACAAAACAAAGAUAAGACCUUAACAUAAUUUAGUCAUGGAUUAACAUUAAAUUUCCUUGCUUUUAAAAAAUUCAGUUAAAAAAACAUUUAAAAUAGACCGAAGGGCACAAUGUCUGUAUAGAUUACUAGACACAAAAGAAACAUUAAACAUGGAACAAUGCUAUAGAGUUGAUCACAAAAUUAUUAAAUUAUCUUAACUCAUUUGAAACAUUUCCAAACUGCUUUUACGACAAAUGAUAACAAAUGAUUAGUUAUAAGUCUACAAACUAUUAUGGAAUGUAAAGAAAGAAAAAAUAAUUUUAAAUGUGUUGUAAUGUUUAAAAUGAAAUUAAAUUAAAGUGAUCCAAGCUCCUUAGAUCACUUAAUAAAAGAAUUAAGCAGCAUUUUUAAAUUGACAGGAUCUAUAGCUCCUGUGAUUUGUAUGCAACUCCCAACUCUAUAGAGAAACAUGCAAUUGCCCAUAACCUACCCUGAACAUAUUCUAUAGUCUUUUCAUUCUCCUUGAUGGGAUUUAAAGUUUUGCCACUGUUACUCUCACCCACCUGCUAGGGUAAUAAGAACUUGAUAGACCUAUAUUGAUCUGGUCAGUGUAUGCUCUCAGUCGAGGUCGAAGCUUUUACACGGUGCUUUACGUGCCUAAUGUCUAUGUCUUCUUGCCAGUCUGACUAUUUCUUGCCAGUUUCUCUUGUUUCUACCUUUGUUUCUAUCAUUCAUUGCCUUUAUUUCUUUCCUCUCUCCAGAACAAACCAGCAAUGCCCAGAAAAGCAAUCCAACUCAUCAUCUGCGGGCCUCUGGUUGGAAACUGAGAAAAGCUUUGACAGUGUCAUCCAGUCGGAAGUAGCUCAAGUAAUAAGAUCAUUAAUGGAAGAAAGUUGAGAGUCUACAGCUUUAUUGGAUAUUGAAUUCCUUUCUCCAGCUCCCUAAAAACUCUUUCACAUAAAUUAAUUUGGGUAAACAAGAGCUGGAAACAUCUUGGAUUGCGCUUAGAUCUAAUCUUGCUGGCGGCUGAUGUCGCUGCUUGCCUCCAUCCCUUUCAGCUCCUCAGGGGGCUGAGCAAGCCUCCAGAGGAGUAUGGGCAGGAGGGUGGCUGACCCAACAAAUCCAGUCCCUGCACUGGGAGUUCCCCUGGCGGGGGGGCGAUGGGGCCCACUGUGCAGUGUCGGGGUGCAGACAUCUCCCAGACUUCGGACUCUCCCCUCCAUCAAACGCCACAGCAGCCAACCAACCAACACACCUCGGCUCCUCACCAUGGCAACAGACAAAACAACAACAACAGCAGAGGCGGGGGGAGUUAUCAGAAGUGACAGCAACAGUCUGCCGGUGUCAAAAGAGACAUCUCAAAACGAGAUCAACAGCCUGACACAGGACGACAUGGGGUCACAGGGAUCAGGCAGUGGAGUUUACUGCCAGAUCAAAAACAUACGGACAAACCCAAAGGACACGAGAGGUAAAAGGACAGCUCGGUACACAAAUGGCAGUGUGGUAGCCUCUGAUGUGGUGGGAGGGGUUUGCAGUGAAGCCACAGAAGGUAAGGAGCCUGCCCAAGAGAGGAGAAGGGUGCAGUCUCUACGAGGGGAGGGUCAUCGCACGGUGUUAAAGACAGUAAGCGUUUGUACAACUGUGCACGCCACCCCACCUCGGCCCUGCAGAGUAAUGACGACUUCUCCGCCUCGCCUUUGUGGGACAUGUGGGAGGAGACGAUCUCAGAUUUCGCCGUGCACUGGUGCAUGUCGCAGGAGGGCAGUUAAUCAAAUAACAGCUAGCCAGACUUUACCUAAUCCGCCACGGAAACCGCCUGUGGCUCCUAAUCAGUCAAGAAAAGACUCUGCUACUAUGAACUCCCAGUCUUGCACCAAAAAAACAGACACAGCCAACACACAGCAACACACAUCAGUAAAGACUACUCAAUUAUCACAGCUGUCGCACACUAUACCAAAAGCGCACAGUUCACACUCAAACCACGCAACACACACUCAGAACAAAGCCAAAGAUUCACAGCAGCACAUGAGGCCACACUCUGCAGAAUUUACCUCUUACAAGGACUCCUCCACGCAGACAACAGAUACACAAAGUAACACAGAUAGGACCACAGCUGACAUGCAUACACAACAAACACACACGCCAACUUUAGAGGUGAUAAAAUCACACUCAAAUGAUGAACGCAGUCAAGUUGUGGCUCAAGGCCAACGCACUGAUGAAGAGUCACAUCAGAACACAGUAGCCCGUAUUGCUUUGAAGUCUCCAGCUCCUUCCUGUCACAGUAGCUCAAAAUCUAGCACCACCCCACCUCUUCCACCAAAAAAUUGUCCUCUAUCCACUCAGUCCAAACCAGCCACAUCUGUAGCGCAAAACGAAACCCAGGAGACCACAAACGUACCGAAACGAUCCUUAGAACGGAUCAAACUCAAGGACUACACAAAUCAGAAGAGCAAAUCAUUCGAUGACCACACUCUGCCUUGUAAGACUCAUAUGAAAGCACAAUGCAAUGGGGCACCGGGAGGACUUCUGGACGGACAUGCAGUACAAGCACCACGUGGAUUGGAGAAGCAGCUGCAGAGUGUGGAGGAGAACCUGCUGUCCAAUCAGGAGAAGAUAAAGGUGCUUCUCAACGUGAUUCAAGACUUGGAGAAGAGCAAAGCCUUCACUGAAGGUCGCAGCUCAUACAGAACUGGUCAGGACAUAAACAACUGCCCCACCUGCCAAAAGACAGCCUGCAUCAUCUACAGUGUGGAGCAUGAUUUUAGACAGCAGGAGGGACGUUUCCAGGGGGUUAUAGAGGCCCUAGAGGGGGAAUAUGAUGUGCCUGCACCAACUCUGACCAAGCCGACGCCAGCCCCGGCAUCCUCCAGUCGCCCCAGUACCAAGGCACGGGUCAAGAAACUGCGCAAGAAGUGUUUCUGGUGGCUCUAAGCUCUAAGAGUUGGAAAAGCCACAACUGGCCUUCUGGGCAGCAGGUGCAGGAGCGGAUUAUAUUUCAGGGGAUCCAAGAUGUUGCGGAGUAAAGCAUGUGGGUGUGCACUGAGCUUAAGUUUAAAUUCAGAAGGUGAUCUUUUCUGAGCAGAAAACAUGGACUGUGAAUGGCACAUUUUCCACAGUAACCAAUCCUGAGCCCUGUACACCGGUGACAAGGUAGAAAAAAAAAGGAAAUGUGAUGAGGCUGUUAAACUUUCUUGACUGCUUGGGAGGAAGAAGGUGAAAUUGGCAGAAACCAGUAUUUGCUGGCUAAUUUGAGAUUACAUUUCGCCUGACAGUGAGGACAGUGUUUUUCAAUAACAAAUCUGCUGCAGACAGAUGAAGCAUUGUCACUCUAGACAGCAUACAGUUUGUCACUUGGCUCAGUGGCUAUUUCAACAGAUGGACAGAUGUACGAGCUGGGAAUGAAUCGUUAUAACAGUUUUGGAUAAAUUACAGCAAUAAGCAGGGGAAUGUAAAUGAAUGUGAAAAACAAAGGAAUAUAAAAAUUAAUUUGAAUGCUAUGUUUUUGGAUGGCUGGACAGACAUAAUUUGAAUGUAGCAACAACUGAAGCACUUGAAGGAUAUCAUGGGAAAACAAGCUGAUGAACUGUCUGGACACACAGCUUGCUCACUGAGUCAUCAGGAUUUCACAGGGAAAGUACAGAUUGUAUUAAGAAUACAUUAACAGACAAUGUGAUACACAGCUGAUUGAAGACUGACAGCCUUUGUCAGAUAAUUAAAAUUUCUGUCAACCCUGAGUGACAGAGUAAUCGAUUCUCUCCUUUAUUAUCAUCCAAAAUGGAAGUGUUUUGCUGCAGUCUCAAUUGUGUUUCAAGGAUCUUUACACACGUGUGCAUUCGAACGCAUGCACUUAGUGGCAUUGACAAGCGGGCAUCAGUUUACACAUAAAGCAUACUCACUGAAAUACAAACAACUGACUCCUCUCUCACACAGUAAACACUCAAUACAUUUGUGAACCAGUGCAAACUAAGAACAGACCUGUCAAUCCAUUUUAAUGACUGGCCUGUUUAAAUGUUGAGUAUCAAUAUACAAUGUAUACAGUAGGCACCAAUGAAUUGUUGUUUUUCAAAAUUUACCAUUGCACAAAUUGUGCAGGUGAGUGCUGUGUUGGUACAACACAAUGUGAAGCUUUAGAGAACAGGAAGAUAACCAGAAAAAUUAAUUUAAAAAAACCUGAAAAGGUUCAAUCUCUUUCUUAAUACCAACAGCACACUUCAACUUAGUCAUGUAAAAUAUAUCAGACAAUCAUUUCAAUAAUAUAGGUGUUCUGUAGCAUUCAGGCCACACUUGCCCUCCUAAUCAACAAAUAUUAGUGCUAAACUUUAAAUUUAGGUUAACAAAAUAUACAAAAUGAGUCACUAAGGGUGAAGAGUUUUUGAAGAUUUUUUUCCCAAAGGGAAACAAUAUAUUUGUAAAAGCAUAGCACAACUGGUAGAUAAACAGAAAUUUUUGCAAACAGCAUUCAUCUGGACAUUAAUUUUGUACACACAGACACACACACACAGAGCAUUCACAACCUGCUUUGUUCACAGCAGUUUAGAGCUUAACAACUGAUCUCACAAGGGCGUCCUUCAACUGCUUAUGGCUGUACAGUUGCCACCAAAUACAAUCCUGGAUGAUACUACACUUAGUAAUUAACCAGUUUAUGCGCAAAAUGCUCUGUCCCUGCAUUUUCUUAAGCUUUCCCAUGACAGUGUGUGAGCCCUCACGAUCCCUCUUGUAUGUGCAAUAAAAUUGUGUAUUUUAAACAAAAUACUCUGCUGUCAACAUAUUUUGUGUUUCAAAAACAAACUGAAUACCAUAGCGGAGUAAAUUAAGGUGCUUUCUUGCAAAUCCUUUUUGAUAAACAUGGUAUCAGCAGGGAAAAUA
Haplochromis burtoni (Burton's mouthbrooder) is the source of this 14667-nucleotide messenger RNA. It is a transcript of the gene insyn2b, whose product is annotated as inhibitory synaptic factor family member 2B. The coding region runs from base 10894 to 12732 and encodes 612 amino acids. Lineage: Eukaryota; Metazoa; Chordata; Actinopteri; Cichliformes; Cichlidae. Gene Ontology annotation, cellular component: postsynaptic density. Gene Ontology annotation, biological process: inhibitory postsynaptic potential. The record is from RefSeq and is a predicted model, not a curated record. The transcript has 3 exons.